GCAAAAGAUAAACAGAUGAUCUUUACCUUUUGCCUAGUAUUGUAGCUACAAACUUACACUCCAUGUAAUAAGAUGUCCUCCCGAGCUCUGCGACGGCUCCAUGAGGAGCCCACUGUGAUCAGAGUAGGGGAGCAGUCAGAGGAGGGUGAGGAGGAGAGUGGUCCUCUGUCAACCAGAGGGAGUAAACCACGCAACCUUUUUGCCAUGCUGAAUGAAGAUCACGAGUCCAGUGAUGCUGGUGAUGAGGACGAAAGUGGUACUCCUGUCGCCAGCAGUCAUGUGACACCGGUAACAAAGAAAAAGAAAAAGAAAAAGGGCAAAAAGAAAAACUCCAAACCUAAUCAGUCCCCAGACGAAGACGUUGAUGCUGCUAUACAUGAGGUCAAUCAAAUGCUGGGUCAAGUGAAGGUACUGUCGAGUCCUGCUGUUGCCAUGGCAGCAGUAUACAAGUCCAUCCUCUGUGUGGACAGAAGGUUACUGAAUGCUAAUAGUGAGAUGAGGAGGAUCUUUGGGUCCAGAGUGGUGAGGGGGGAGGAGAGAGCACCGAAAUCCCACAAAAGGACUCACCUCAGAACUACAGCUUUGGCCACUCCUCGAGACACCUGGCCAAAAAUGGACAAGCCAGGGCUCUCAAUGAGAAUGGCCCAAUCAAAGGAUGGGUGUCAGUAUUUUGUGUUUGAGCACUCGAGUGAGUACCAGAAGGUCCAGUUCAAGUUCUGGGAGGCUACAGACACCUUUGACCCCAAUGCAAUUGCUGCUGUACUCCAUGCCCACCCCUACCACAAUGACUCCCUCCUCCAACUCAGUGAGGUCUGCAAGAUGAGCGAGGAUGUACAGAUGGCUGCCGAGCUUGUAGAGCGAGCACUGUACUGCUUCGAGUGUUCCUUCCACACUCUGUUCAACAUCACUCAGGGCAACUGUCGACUCAGCUAUUCCCUCGCUGAAAACAGGCCAUUCUUCAUAGCUCUGUUCCGUCAUCUAAACUAUGUUGGAAGAAGAGGAUGUCAUCGCACAGCUUUGGAGUUCUGCAAGCUAUUACUGAGUUUAGACCCUGACGGAGACCCUCUGUGUGUCCUGCUCAUGAUUGACUACCAUGCCCUCAGGGCAGAGCAGUACACCUUCCUCACCGAUCUCCACACACAGUGGGAGCCAAAUCGUAAUUUGAGUCAGCUUCCAAAUUUCGCAUUCUCCAUACCACUGGCUCAGUUCCACUGCCGGUCACCAUCAUUGGAAUCAGAGACAACUGUAUCGGAAUGUGACCGUGGCCUGCAGGAAGCUCUUAUCAUGUUCCCCAGUUUGCUGAUACCCCUACUGGACAAGUGUGGUGUGACCCUUGACCCCAAUAUUAUGAAACAUUACUUCUUCAGUACUGCUGACAUGGGAAGGGAGCCCAAAAGUCUUCAGGUGUUGCUACAGCUGUAUAUAGAGCGAGGCCACUCCCUCUGGAAGGAGCCGGAGGUCCUCACUUGGCUGGAGGCCAACUCCCGACAGGUUGUGGCUAGGGUGAACUCGGGGGACCCUCUAGUGACACAGUGCACAGACAAGAGAAAGAGGAGGUUUGUGGGUACACCCAGGAAUAUCCACAGACAUGUUGUCAUGUCCGACUUUGAUCGUGUAGCAGCUGCACUGCCCAGGGAUCACGGUGAGUCUGCUAUUCUCUCGUACGACCCUCUCCCCCCGACUGACUCAGUCUCUGCCUACACCAGACCUCCGAGGCGGCUCCUGCCAGCUGGUGCAGAGGAUGAGAACCCGUUCAUGUUGUUCCUACGCUCAAUGUUGCCCACCUUCAACACACAGAUGCCACCCAAUCCACCAGCAGGGGGUAUGGCUGGGCACCGAUUAGUCCCUGAGGCUGCAGUAGAAGAUAUGGGCGGAGCUCAAGGGGGCAUGGAGGGUAACCCAGGGAGACCGCUGGAUCUACAGGCUACCGUCCAAUCAUUGAUCAGAACACUCCAGGAUGUUGUUCAAUACGUACCCCAAGAGCCGGAGGAGGAGGGGGACUGGUCUAGUGACUCAAACUAAUAACUACAGAGUUGUGAUGUGAUUUGUUGUGUUAUCAAUUUCACAUUAAUUUUUUCAUGGCUGCGAUUUAUAAUUUUGACACAUUG
This is a messenger RNA of Halichondria panicea, 2108 nucleotides long. RefSeq names its product ribosome quality control complex subunit TCF25-like. NCBI's taxonomy places the organism in Eukaryota, Metazoa, Porifera, Demospongiae, Suberitida, Halichondriidae. Bases 73 to 2022 code for a protein of 649 amino acids. The record is from RefSeq and is a predicted model, not a curated record. Gene Ontology annotation, cellular component: RQC complex. The transcript has 18 exons.